UCCGUAAAUGGCUGAGAUCCAGCUGAGCUCCUCCUUCUCUUCCUCUGCUGGUUUACAGCAAACGUUUUGUUGUCGGGAAUUUUCACCGUGAAAAGUUCAUCUGCAGGACAUAGAAUCCAGACGUUUGUUUCUGCUCGAUGUGAUGCUCACACCCUCCUGCUGCCACCCACACAUCACGGUACCCCCGAAAAGCUGCAGUCGAGUAAAAAAUGUCUUCAGAGGGAGUAGGGGCAACAGUUGAAGCCAGGUUACAUCGCCUCUCCACCUGGUUUGACCCUGAAACUGCCGGGGUGGUGACCAUCCUCUUGGGGCUCUUCCAGGUUGUGCUGUCAGUCCCCCUCGCUUAUGCUGAUCAUAUUCUGCCAAAACUCUUCAUAAUGCCGGUUGUCUUAGGAGUUCUCAUUGUGACAGGAGGAUCCUUUACCAUGGCCAAUGUGAAGAACCCCAGCAGACAACUGCUUCGAGGUUGUGCCUACAGUAAUGUGCUUGGCCUGCUGGGGACACUGCUUGCCUUCUGCCUGUACUGUUACAGCCUCAGCCUUGUGAAAAAUGAAGAUGUGUGUGUGAGCGAUACAUCAGACCAUUACUACAGACCAUCAUAUUAUGGAUGUCCUGGGGAACUCCUGACGGCUUACUGCUGGAGUUUGAUUCUUCUCUUGGUACUCUAUGACAUAGUGGCAGUGGUCCUGCACUGCCUUCUGUCUGUUUCUGCCCUCAAAGCGCUUAAAACAGACUAACACACACACACACACACACACACACACACAC
Limanda limanda (common dab) is the source of this 768-nucleotide messenger RNA. RefSeq lists its product as uncharacterized. The record is from RefSeq and is a predicted model, not a curated record. The transcript has 6 exons. Lineage: Eukaryota; Metazoa; Chordata; Actinopteri; Pleuronectiformes; Pleuronectidae. Bases 210 to 737 code for a protein of 175 amino acids.